AGGGGCACCUUUACCUCUGUCUAUUCCUCUACCGAGAAGGCUACAGGACGUCGCUAUGCCAUGAAAAUCGUGGACCGAUAUCGCUGCGAGCGUCUGAAAAAGACAGCAGACCUGUACAUGGAGAAGCAUUGCCUGCAGAGGACCAACCACUGCAACAUCAUCAAAAUGCUGGGCUGGUUCUCAGACAACACCAAUAUUUUCGUGAUGCUGGAGGAAUGCUUGGGGGGUGAACUGUGGGAGCUAAUCAAGACGGUUGGCUGUCCAGUUCCACGAGCCCGCUACUAUUUGGCGCAACUCAUCAAUGCCGUUACCUAUCUGCGAGAUGCCAGAAUUGUUCACAGGGAUUUGAAGGCCGAGAAUGUGAUGCUGACGGAGCUUGGUGUUGUGAAGUUGAUUGACUUUGGCACUGCGAAGGACCUGGAAAAUCCUCACAUCAAAGGUGCAGGGAAUGCCUCGCGACAUAAAGUCUUUGAGGACUAUGUGGGAACUCCGCAGUUCAUGCCUAAAGAGGUCAUCGAAAAUAAGUGCAGCGACCAUCGCUCGGACGUCUGGUCCCUGGGAUGCACCAUCUUUCAAGUCUUGAGCGGCUGUCCACCCUUUCAUGACAGGUCGGAGUAUCUCAUCUUCCAACGCGUCAUCGCCUUAGACCUGGUCUUUCCACCCGGCCUUGAUCCGCAGGGCCGGGAUCUGAUCGCACGGAUGGUGGUGGAAGAUGCCGAUCUGCGGCUGGGGGCGGCGGACAUCGAAGAUGUGAAGAAACAUCCAUUCUUUCAGUCCCGCAGUUUCGAGGGGAUUCACCGCGAACCAGUGCCUAUGCUCUCACUGGCUGACUUGUGCCUGCAAAGGAUUGGCACCAAACUGAAGGACUUCGUAAAGAUUCUGCCGAGCUGGUCUGGCACUGGUAGCUUAGUGCUGACCCUCGGGGAGCAACUGGAGCGCAUGCAGCAGGCACAUCAGUGGCAGGAGGACGUGCUGCCACCGGAGGAAGCCUGGUAGGCUGGUGCUGAGAGGUGACGCCGGGCUAAAAAAGGGACCAACUGCUGAGCUGAUGGGUCUGGAAAGCUAAA
Molecule: messenger RNA, 1067 nt
Organism: Cladocopium goreaui
Lineage: Eukaryota; Dinophyceae; Suessiales; Symbiodiniaceae
Source: the annotation of a GenBank genome assembly